Trifolium pratense (red clover) is the source of this 1781-nucleotide messenger RNA. Its product is annotated as acetyl-CoA acetyltransferase, cytosolic 1. Gene Ontology annotation, biological process: fatty acid beta-oxidation. Lineage: Eukaryota; Viridiplantae; Streptophyta; Magnoliopsida; Fabales; Fabaceae. The transcript is spliced from 13 exons. Gene Ontology annotation, molecular function: acetyl-CoA C-acetyltransferase activity. Bases 192 to 1418 code for a protein of 408 amino acids. The record is from RefSeq and is a predicted model, not a curated record.
GGGCGUGAAGUGAAUAAUAGUUUUUGAUUUCAUUGGUUCCGUCGAAGAAAUGUGCGUGUAUCUCGUGGCGUGUCCCACAUGGCACUAUAUAAACAAACAUUCAUUCAUUCAUCUUCACUCUUCACUCUCUUCCCUCCUUCGUUUUCUUCUUUCAACCACAACAAACCUUACGAUUCAAUUCUCAUCUAUCAAUGGCUCCAACAGCAUCAGCAGCAUCUUCAGACACUAUAAAGCCUCUAGAUGUUUGCAUUGUUGGUGUUGCGCGUACACCAAUGGGUGGGUUUCUUGGUUCUCUUUCAUCUGUACCUGCUACCAAGCUAGGAUCUAUAGCUAUUGAAGCCGCUCUUAAAAGGGCUAAUGUUGAUCCAUCACUUGUGCAAGAAGUAUUCUUUGGGAAUGUCCUUAGUGCUAAUUUGGGGCAAGCUCCUGCCAGACAAGCUGCUCUUGGAGCAGGACUAUCUCAAUCAGUAGUCUGCACUACUGUUAACAAAGUCUGUGCAUCAGGAAUGAAAGCUACAAUGCUCGCUGCGCAGAGUAUUCAAUUGGGCAUAAAUGAUGUUGUUGUGGCUGGUGGUAUGGAAAACAUGUCUAGUGUACCUAAAUACCUGGCGGAAGCAAGGAAAGGAUCCCGUCUUGGACAUGAUUCACUAGUUGAUGGGAUGUUGAAAGAUGGUUUGUGGGAUGUCUAUAAGGAUGUUGGUAUGGGAGUGUGCGCUGAACUCUGUGCAGAGAACCAUUCAAUAUCAAGAGAAGACCAGGACAAUUAUGCAGUUCAGAGUUUUGAACGUGGAAUUUCUGCCCAAGAAAAUGGUUACUUUGAGUGGGAAAUCACUCCGGUUGAAGUGUCUGGUGGAAGAGGAAGACCAUCAACAAUUGUUGACAAGGACGAGGGCCUAGGAAAGUUUGAUGCUGCCAAGUUACGGAAACUCCGACCAAGCUUCAAGGAGACUGGAGGUUCUGUUACUGCCGGCAAUGCUUCCAGCAUAAGUGAUGGAGCUGCUGCAUUAGUUUUAGUGAGUGGAGAGAAGGCAUUGAAGCUUGGGCUUCAAGUCAUUGCAAAAAUCUCUGGAUAUGCUGAUGCUGCUCAGGAGCCAGAGUUAUUUACGACAGCUCCAGCCCUUGCCAUCCCCAAAGCGAUCGGCAAUGCAAGGUUGGAGAGUUCACAGAUUGAUUUUUAUGAAAUUAAUGAAGCCUUUGCGGUUGUGGCUCUUGCAAAUCAGAAACUUCUUGCACUAAAUUCGGAAAAAGUUAAUGUACAUGGUGGAGCUGUAUCAUUGGGUCAUCCUCUUGGUUGCAGUGGUGCCCGUAUCCUGGUGACACUUUUAGGGGUACUGAGGCAGAAAAAUGGAAAAUACGGUGUUGGUGGUGUUUGCAAUGGAGGAGGUGGUGCAUCUGCCCUUGUAGUGGAGCUCCUGUGAAAGUAAUUCAUAUUCGGUUGUUGUUGUUGUUUUAGAGCCAGCGUUUGUGCAAUGUUCAAAUAUUGAUGCAAGUGUGCGUGCAAAUUUCAAAUUUUUUACAAGGACAAAAGGAAAGAGUGGAAACAUUUGGCGAUAUAGCUCUUAGAUUUAAGUCUCAGAUCUUAGUAGCAAAGUAGACAUUUAAAUUUUCAUUUCUCUGUAAUAAGUUGCUGGUGUACAUUGUUGUGGGAUGAAUAAUUCUUCAAACCUCUUAUUCGGACACAAGAUUACACAUAUCAGUGUGCUUUGCAAGAAUAUUGUGUUUAAAACUGAAAUGAUCCAAAAUAAAUAAUGAAAAUAAGCAAGCUGUGAUUGAUAUUGUUA